Molecule: messenger RNA, 2435 nt
Organism: Dermochelys coriacea (leatherback sea turtle)
Lineage: Eukaryota; Metazoa; Chordata; Testudines; Dermochelyidae
Gene: PRKAG1
Product: protein kinase AMP-activated non-catalytic subunit gamma 1
Exons: 11
Coding region: 707-1576 (289 amino acids)
Source: RefSeq, a predicted model, not a curated record
CAGUAUGGUGCCUGCUGGAGAAAUGUCCCUGUGCCGAAAGCCUCCGUAGUCUCCAUGCUGAGAUGCGGCUGGAUCCGGGACUGGCCCCAUGCCUUGGCCGGCCGGCUCUUGGGUUCCCUCCGCAGCAACGGUUCAUCUGACGGGGCACCGUUGCCAGGGUGCGGCCACCGGGGGCUGUCAAGGUGCUAGGCUUGUGUGCUGGGCGCAUCCCACCUGGGGCCUCCUGCCCCCUCCAUCGUCCCUUCUCUUUCUGAAUUGGGGGCAGGAUUCUCCCUCCCUGUCCCAAGCCCUGGGGCCACGUUGCUGCGCGCAGUAACCAGCUGCCGGGCUCUGCCGCAGAGGUGGCUGCCUGUCGGAGGCAUGAGAAGUGGUUCCUGGGUGCAGUUAGCAAAGCGCCCUGAGACCAGUUGAGAUGAAGGAGAAGAGGUUCUCCCUUGUACCAGCCGGAGCUUCCUCGAGAGCCCUGCCAGCCCUGGGCCGGAGCCAGGUUCCCUUUCUGAAAAGGAAAGUGAAAAGUGCGGCUUGGCUUUCUCUUCCUCUCAGCAGCUCCCUGGCUGAGGCACCUUGCAGCCUGACGGGCAUUAUGGCCCCAGACACCCCCUCCCCCAGCUCUCCCACCUUGAAACCCAGCGCUGCUCAGCUCCGGGAGCUAAGGAUUUGCUCUAGAGAAGGAGCAGGACCCGGUUCCUGAGAGCGUUGCCGAGAAAUGCCCCCUGGCACCCGAAGACGUGGAGACUGGCAGCGGGGUGUACUCCUGCUUCAUGAAGUCCCAUCGCUGCUACGACCUGAUCCCCACCAGCUCCAAGUUGGUCGUCUUCGACACCUCCCUGCAGGGAUGCUGACCAUCACUGACUUCAUCAACAUCCUCCAUCGCUACUACAAGUCGGCCAUGGUUCAAAUCUACGAGCUGGAGGAGCAUAAAAUCGAAACGUGGCGAGAGGUCUAUCUGCAAGACUCCUUCAAGCCACUGGUCUGCAUCUCCCCCAGUGCCAGCCUCUUCGAUGCCGUCUCCUCGCUGAUCCGGAACAAGAUCCACCGGCUGCCCGUCAUCGACCCGGACUCCGGGAACACGCUCUACAUCCUCACGCACAAACGCAUCCUCAAGUUCCUCAAGCUCUUCAUAGCGGAGGUCCCAAAGCCGGAAUUCAUGGGCAAAACCCUGGAGCAGCUGAAGAUCGGCACUUACGCCAACAUAGCCCUGGUGCGCGCCAACACGCCGCUCUACGUGGCCCUGGGCAUCUUCGUGCAGCACCGUGUCUCCGCCCUGCCCGUGGUGGACGAGUCAGGUCGGGUCGUGGACAUUUACUCCAAGUUUGACGUCAUUAACCUGGCGGCCGAGAAGAUGUACAACAACCUGGACGUGACGGUGACGCAGGCCCUGCAGCAUCGCUCGCAGUACUUCGAGGGGGUGCUCACGUGCUACAAACACGAGACCCUGGAGACCAUCAUCAACCGCCUGGUGGAGGCCGAGGUCCACAGGCUGGUGGUGGUGGACGAGAAUGAAGUGGUGAAGGGCAUCGUCUCCCUCUCUGACAUCCUGCAGGCGCUGGUGCUCCCGGGCGGGCCCCAGCCCUGAGGGGGGCGCCCUGCUGCCUGCUCUGAGACUGUCGCCGCGGUGGGGCGCUGAGGGACAGGGACCAUGGAUGCCAGGCCCCCCCGGCCCCCCAUCACCCACUGGCCCUGCCACUGCUCCACCAGCAUCACGCCUCCCGAGCCACAGCCCCCCAAGCAGGCGGGAUGGGGGGGGCUGCACGCCAGCCAAAAGCCAGCAAUAAACCCACCCAGUUCUCCCGGGCAGGCUGGGCUGCUCCAUCCACAGGGCAGGGCUGGGCCCCCAGGCCCUACCAGUGCAUCAACACCAUGUGUUGGGCAUCACUUGGCCGGGGAGAUCCUAGCUGGGCACCCUGCACUGGUGCUGCCAGCCCCUCCUGAAAUGGCCAGGGAAGCCCUGUGUGAUCAGCUGCCCCACGGUGCUGGACCUGUUCCCAUUUCUGUGCCCCUCCCCCCUGGGGGCUGGAACAGUUUCCUUAUUUCAUCCCCCUCUGCCCCCGGGGGUCAGAUCUCAACCAGCUCCUGCCCUGCAACACCACACAGCCCUGCCCCCGCGCAUCUGAAACUACCCUCCCCCUGUUCCCCAGUGAUUUCCCCCUUCCCUUAAGAAAGUCCAGACUCUUUUUUUUUACUGAGCAGCUUUUUUGAAGCCUGUCGCUGGAGCCCCGGCCUGGGGCAGGGGCCUCGCUCACUCGUCCUCUCGCUGGCUCAGGGUGGGAACCCGUCUUUAGUCAGAGUCUGGGCUGGUGGCUGUUGGGAUGUGGGGGUGAGGAGAUUCCCAGGGGCUUCUGCCUGGGACCCCACCCCCACAGUAUCUGCACCCAUCGCUGCUCGGUUAUUGUAAGUCUGUAAUAAAAACCCGGCCAUGUGUCUAGAUGACGCUA